Messenger RNA from Nannochloropsis gaditana CCMP526, 819 nucleotides. It is a transcript of the gene TPI, whose product is annotated as triosephosphate isomerase (TIM). Gene Ontology annotation, biological process: gluconeogenesis; glycerol catabolic process; glyceraldehyde-3-phosphate biosynthetic process. The transcript has a single exon. Gene Ontology annotation, cellular component: cytosol. Gene Ontology annotation, molecular function: triose-phosphate isomerase activity. The record is from RefSeq and is a predicted model, not a curated record. The coding region runs from base 1 to 819 and encodes 272 amino acids.
AUGUCGACAUCCAAAGCAUGGGCAGAAUAUCUGGCCCGUGGCGUUCCCCCGCAAAAGCGCUAUUUGAUCGGUGGGAACUGGAAAGCCAACGGGACCUUGGCACAGACGGCCGGAAUUGUCAAGAUUCUCAACCAGGGCGGAGCUAUCCCCCUGGAGGCUGAGGUGGUGAUUGCCCCCCCGGCGCACCUUUUGGGCUACGUGAAGGACAAUCUCCGUCCAGAUGUGGCUGUUUCCGCACAAAACUCGGCCCUGACGACCAAGCCGGGCGCCUUCACGGGGGAAUUACCCGCUGUGCUGCUUAAGGACUUCGGCCUGAACUGGGUAAUCAUCGGCCACUCCGAACGACGCGAGGGCUUUGGGGGCCCGGGGGAGUCGGACGAGGUCGUGGCAACCAAGACGAAGGUAGCCGUGGAUGCCGGCCUCCAUGUCAUGGCUUGCGUGGGCGAGAAGCUCGAACAACGCGAGGCGGGGAAGACGACUGAGGUGGUUUUGUCGCAGUUGAAUGCUAUUGCAUCCAAGCUCGCGCGUGAGGAUUGGUCCAAGGUGGUAAUAGCCUAUGAGCCUGUGUGGGCCAUCGGCACGGGAAAGGUGGCCACGCCCGAGCAGGCGCAGGAAGUGCAUGAGUCCAUUCGUGCCUUUGUGAAGGAGAAGGUUGGGGCGCAGCAGGCAGCCCUCUUGCGGAUCAUCUAUGGAGGCUCCGUCAAGGGUUCCUCCGCCCCAGGGCUUAUUCUGAAGCCGGACAUUGACGGCUUCUUGGUGGGCGGCGCGUCGUUGACGAGUGACUUUGUCACCAUUAUUCGGGCGGUCAAGAGUCCCUAG